AUGUCGAUAAAGGUGAUUAUUGAAGGGAUCAUAUUGAACAUUAUUAGUGCUUAUGCUCCACAAGCUGUCUUGAGCGAGGAGCAUAAAAGGCGCUUUUGGGAGGAUUUGGACGAGUUAGUGGGUGGCAUACCAUCUACUGAGAAGAUUUUCAUGGGAGGGGAUUUCAAUGGGCACAUUGGGUCUAUUUUGGGAGGUUAUGAUGAUGUGCAUGGAGGUUUUAGCUUCGAGGACAGAAAUGGAGGAGGAGUUUCACUUUUGGAUUUUGUAAGAGAUUUUGGGAUGGUGAUACCCAAUUCGAGAUUCCCUGUUACACCCCACCCUUUUUAA
Molecule: messenger RNA, 327 nt
Organism: Solanum dulcamara
Lineage: Eukaryota; Viridiplantae; Streptophyta; Magnoliopsida; Solanales; Solanaceae
Exons: 1
Coding region: 1-327 (108 amino acids)
Biological process (GO): chromatin remodeling
Cellular component (GO): nucleus
Source: RefSeq, a predicted model, not a curated record